AUGAAGAAUUUCUCAGUGGAAUUUAUGGAGCAUCUCUGCUUUCCUGUCUGGAAUACAAGCUGUUCUCCUCUCUCUCAUUUGAAUUAUAUCAAUAUAUUGUUGUUCCUCUAUAUAUCUGUAAUGUCUGUACUGACUGUGUGUGGAAACCUACUUGUUAUCAUCUCUAUUGUCAUUUUUAAGCAACUGCACACACCAACCAAUCUUAUCAUCCUCUCACUGGCUGUCUCGGACUUCUUAGUGGGAAUUUGCGUGAUGCCUGUUGAAAGCUUUAGAAGCAUUAAUUUUUGUUUUCGAAUGAAAAGGGUCCAAUGUCAAAUUUUUCAUUAUAUAAUGUCUAUUCUUGGGUCUGCAUCCCUCAUCAACAUAUUGUUUGUAGCUAUUGAUCGUUAUUUUGCUGUGUGUAAUCCGCUCCAGUACAUCUCCAAAAUGACCAUCAGAAGGACACUGGUCUGUAUAAGUUUGGGUUGGAUUGUGUCCAUCUUCUAUAAUCUUAUGAUUGUGGAUUUUGGUUCAACCCAAUCAGGAGUAACUGUGGUCUGUCUGCGAGAGUGUGCCGUGCCUGUGAGCGAGGCUCGGGGGGGAGUAGAUUUAAUAAUCAGCUUCAUUUCUCCGUUUACAGCGAUGAUUAUUAUGUAUGUAAGAAUUCUCACAGUGGCCUUCAGGCAAGCUAAAGCCAUUUCCAACAUAGAAAAGGAAAAUGUGUCUAAGAAAAAUCAAAAAUCAUCCAGGAAAUCUGAGAUGAAGGCAACUAAAACAUUGGGCUCAGUUGUGUCCUUGUAUAUCAUUUGCUGGAUUCCCUUUUUUAUAACUUCACUUAAUAUGAAGUAUUUUCAAAACUCAUCUGUGAGCUUUCCUGCUUUACUUUGUUUAUUUUACACUAAUUCAUGCAUCAACCCAUUUAUAUAUGCAGUGUCUUAUCCAUGGUUCAAAAGGUCAAUGAAACUUGUGCUUACACUCAAAAUAGUGCAGACAGCAAAUAAGCAGUUUAACUUGUUUUCUGACAAUCCUUAA
This is a messenger RNA of Misgurnus anguillicaudatus (oriental weatherfish), 1011 nucleotides long. Its product is annotated as trace amine-associated receptor 13c-like. Gene Ontology annotation, cellular component: membrane. The record is from RefSeq and is a predicted model, not a curated record. Gene Ontology annotation, molecular function: trace-amine receptor activity. Gene Ontology annotation, biological process: G protein-coupled receptor signaling pathway. NCBI's taxonomy places the organism in Eukaryota, Metazoa, Chordata, Actinopteri, Cypriniformes, Cobitidae.